ACAUUUCAAUUUUAUCAGCGUGGCGGUAGACGGAGUGUGUUUGUAUUUUAUACUAUUGGUACCCAUUUUGCUCGAUUACCUGAAAAUAUUCUGGUUAAAACUAUAUUUAAACACACCUAACAAUGUUCUAUGCACAUUUUGUACUCAGCAAAAAGGGUCCUUUGGCCCGUAUAUGGCUAGCUGCUCAUUGGGAUAAAAAGCUUACCAGGGCUCAUGUUUUUGAAACGAAUAUCAGUUCUAGCGUUGAGGCAAUUUUAGAGCCGAAGUUAAAAAUGGCAUUAAGAACUUCUGGACAUUUAUUAUUGGGUGUAGUGAGAAUCUACUCUCGUAAGGCGAAAUACCUACUGGCUGACUGCAAUGAGGCGUUCGUUAAAAUCAAGAUGGCAUUUCGUCCAGGUGUUGUAGACCUUCCAGAUGAAGCAAAUCGGGAAGCUGCUAUCGCAGCUAUCACUUUACCAGAGAAUAUUCAUGAUUUUGAAGCAACUAUAGCCGAUCUCAAUGAGAUAAAUAUGAACACUAUAGCAAUAAAUCAAAGUCGUCCGGAAGAUAUAACUAUGCGUGAAGAUUUCGGUGAGAUUAAUCUAGGACGACAAGAUGAUGAUUUCGGAGAUUCAGCAUUCGAUGAAGUAUCAAGUCGUGAAAUGAUUCGUGAUGGCGACAAAACAUUUGGUGACAGUAUUUAUCGUGGGAGUGAUCAUUUGUCAAUGCAUCAUGAUGCUGAUUUCACGUUAAACCCUGAUCAAGAUUUGGAUGCCACUUUAAUCGAUGUUAAACGGGGUGGUAGGUUAUCUGACGCAGAAAAACAAAUUAAGUCUAUUGAUUCAAUCACUCAUCAUGAUGAUAUUGGGAUGGUUGAUAAUGAAUUUGAUGACGACUUUCUGGCUGAACCAGAUGAUGAUGACGAGAAUUUUGGUGGUCGAAUUGUUCAUUCGUUAUUCACUGAUGGUAUAUUUGAAGAUCCAUCAGCUCAGAAACAAUUAGAAAAUUUAACAUCUGAAAUUGAAUCUCAUAUGGUCACAGGUCGUUUCGAUCUACAUCAUGAUGAUAUUACUGCCACUCCAAUUCCAACAUCGAGUAAUGAAGACCUAAUAUCGAAUGCUGCUACUGUCAGUAAACCAUUAGACGCUUUUUCUACAGUGUCAACAUCAGUAAACGAGUUGAUGACAACAGCAACCGCAACAACAGUAGCAAUGACGAUAACUUCAGAGACAGCUGGAUUUGUUGCUCCAACUAGUCUACCAACUGAUACAACAACAUCCAGAGUUGGACUAGGAGUUACUGCAAUGACAGAAAGUACAACUUUAAUUGCUAAUGAAUCUGAAGCGUUUGCCUUGCCACCUAUUGAGGCAACAUAUACAACAACAGGCGUUGAACCAAAACGAGCAACAAAACGUAAACGUCGACUUAUCGUUGAUGAACAAAAGUCAAUUCCAAGUGAAGUUAUGAAAUCCCAAAUGGAGAAUACCGCUGAUAUUACAACCCAAUUAGAUUUGGCACCACCAACUAAAAAAUUAAUGCAUUGGAAAGAGACAGGUAGUGUGGAUAAAUUGUUUGUUCUACCUGGUCGUGCUAUUCCAUCACGUGUACUGCAACGCUUAUUUAUGCGUAAUUUAUAUACUCAGGCUGUCCCAGAUGAUGUUACUAGUACAGGGGAAUCUUUUCAAACAUCUAAUUUACUAUCUAGUCUAUCGUUUAAUUCAACUACCCAACAACAACAACCGCUUCCUGAUCAAUCGAAUAUGCUAACUAAUUCGGAGGCUUUACAACCAAACACUUCAUUCGAUCAAAGUAUUCAACAGCAACAGUCUACUGAUGUAUCCAUUUCUGAAUUUGGUGAAACAAUGAAAGAUACAAUGCAAUUACCUCAAAAAUUGGGUCCUAUCUCAGAAAUCCCAGAAGACGAAUCAGCUCCAUUUACUGCUUCACAUGGUGAACAAUCAAGGCCAACACCUGCAACAUCUCAUGGCGCCGAUAAUAAUCAAGAUGAUCUGAUGAUGAACCACCUAUGCAUGAUGAUUUAGGAUUCAUGGUAGAACCAGAAAACACCUUAUCUUGCACCUCCAAGUAUUUUAUCAGAAGCCCCACCAAGUGUAAUGCAAGUUGAUAUGUUGGCAUUAGAACGUGAAUUAGCCGCAGCUGAUAAUGAAGUUGACAAUGAAUUAGAAAAUGUAUUUAAAAAUGAUGGUAGAACAUGUGAUGGUUUAUUAUCUGGAAGUGGUUUUCCUGGAUCUGAAGCUCCUCUCUCAGCUGAUGGUUUACCAUUAGAAACAGCUGAGAACGUCGUUUAGAAAAACGUUCUAAAGUGUUAUUACGUAUGUUACGUGUACAUCAACAACAAUAUGGUUGGGAUGAACCGUUAACAUUACAAGGUUUAUGUCAUGGUAAUACAAAGAAACAAGCUGCUUCGAAAUUCUAUACAGUUCUACUAUUACGUAAACAAGGAGCUGUGGAAUUAGCACAAGAAGUUGCCUACUCAGAUAUUUAUAUAUCCCGUGGACCAAACUUUUUCCGUUUGGUGGAAACAUAAGUUGUUUUUUUUGUUUUAAACUAACUUUCACAUUCUCUUGCUUCUCUGUUUUUCGCUGUCUUAUACAUACAUACAUACAUUGCCUUACUCUAUUCAGACGAUCAAAGCUUCACAUUAUCUUCACUAUAUUGUGUUUUCAUUGAUUGUACGUGUAUCUUCUUUGUGGAUCUAUGUAUAUGUAUCUCUCUGUCAUUACUUAUAUCAUUAUUGCUUAUUUUUAAAUGCAUUUCAUAAAAGAGAAUAACUUUUUCUGUUUAUUUUUCGACUAAUCAUUACUCUUUAAUCAGUGUAUAAAUAUUUGAUUUUUAUUAUUAUUAUUAGUAUUAUACAUGUGUAUGUACUUGUUAAGAUAGUGUAUAUGUGACAUUCUAUUUUUUGUAUUGAAAAUAUAAAGUUUCAAAAACAAAACUACAACUCCAGAA
Schistosoma mattheei is the source of this 2949-nucleotide messenger RNA. The record is from the annotation of a GenBank genome assembly. Lineage: Eukaryota; Metazoa; Platyhelminthes; Trematoda; Strigeidida; Schistosomatidae.